GCGCGUGUCUCUGGUACGAGCGUGUCUGUAUUUUUCUGUCUCUCUUUCUCAACCCCCCCCCCCACGCUCAGUUCCCUUUUUCGUCCGCUCCCUCCUUUGCCUCUGGAAACCAGCCAGGGGCCUUUGCUUGCAUUGCGUAUUGGUUCGGGGAGGCGUCUUUCUUCCCGCUCGGCCGGUGGCUUAAAAAGGUGAUUGGAGAAUUUCUUUAGCUUCGCGGGGGCGGGAGUCGCCGAGGGCACGGUUGUGCGGUCUGCACGAACGCGGGAAGCUUGAGCUGCCGAUGCAAUAAAGGGAAGGGAGAGGAGAACCUAACUCCGGCUCAGGCAUGAUCCGAAUCUACCUCUUGGAGGGAAAGGCAUUUGUGUGGAACUAUGCAGAUGCGAGGCGAAUCCGAGAGGAACAUCGCAUUGUCGGCGUGCUGGUGGGGGCAUUGCCUCGGAAGCCGAGGCAGAAUGUGCGGCUUGGGCUGCCUUUGGAGCUGCUUCCUGAAGAGGUUCGGCUGUUAUUGGACAAGGGGUUGGCAACCCUGGUUAGGAGCCCAACAUCUCAGUCCCUUGGCCAUGGGAAGAACCAGGAUGCCUUAGCCCCAGAGAAAGUGGUUGCCUACGAGCAAGAGCUAGAGGAGAGCUACCAGGAGCAGCUGAGGCUCUCUGCAGAACAGAAGAAAACCACGUUGGAGUCUCUUGCAGACCAUAUAACCCAGGGCCGAGCAAAGAAAUGGCAACGGAAAGGAGAAGGAGGAGAGCCCCUCAAAAGGCCUGCCGAGUCUGGUUCCUGUUUUGUGCUUCCCCGAGAAUCAAUGAUGAUCCAACUCCCCACUGAACGGACUCAGAUAGCUCAAGAAGAAACAGUAGACUGGCAUGUAGCAUCCCAGCUCUGGCCUUAUGCAGGUCAAGAACAUCAUGAGAUGCACUAUAGCAUUUUCCGGGACCUCUGGGAAAGAGGUUAUUAUGUCACAACUGGGAGCAAAUUUGGAGGUGACUUCCUCGUUUAUCCAGGUGAUCCCAUGCGGUUCCACGCCCAUUACAUCGCGCUCUGUUUUUCCAAGGAUGCACCCAUCUCUCUGUGUGACAUCAUCAGUGCUGGACGCCUUGGCACCAACGUCAAGAAGACAGUCUUGCUCUGUUCAGUGGAGCAGGAAGGGACUGUAGCAUAUACAUCCCUACAGUGGAGUGGGAUGCAGUGAAAACAGAGUGGCUCAGAUCCUAGGAUUGCCAUUUGGAAGUGUUAGCAUAUGCUUGCCUAUUUGUCUUCCAGAGCAGGGGUCCCCAACCCCACCCCCUGGACCGCGUCUCACUACUGGGUUGAGAUUUUCAGAACCCGGCCGCAGAAGCGAUGUGUGUGCAGAGCCACUUAGGCGAGUGAGUUCGUGCAUGCUCCAUUUGCGUGAGCAUGGUGGGUGCACAUGCCCACCAUUCAUGCAAAUGGAACUAUCCACGCAUGCGCCGGCUGCUCAUGUGGAACCAUCCCCUCUCCCCACCCACUGGUUCUGCAAAGCCAGAAAAAUUUGGGAGCUCUGUUCCAGAGUUCUCAGAUAUCUUGCGUAAAAGUACCGGGAAUGCUGGGAGUUGUAGUCUGGAUUGAGGAAGUUUGUUACGUUGACAUUAGUCUGAAUUAUGAUGGCAAUUGGGAUUGGAAUUUUGGUUGCUAAGCAAUACUGUUGAAAAGUGUAAUCUCAUGAUUGCAGUCAUAAUCUAUCAGUCCAGUGGUAAAUUGGUAAAGUGGCAAAUGCCGAUUGACUGUAGGAUGCUGCAGCCAUCAGUUUUGCAAGGCGUUUACCAAGUGUGUAAUCUUGGUCACAUGACCUCAGUCACUGCAACAGCCUCAACCUGGGCCAAUUGUAGGUGUCCCUUGUUUGCCACCAUUGUAACUCUGAUCACUGAAUAAGUGCUCUUAACUUAAGGACCUAUAAUUACAAUUCAUACAUAGCAAUUAUAAAAGUGUUCUUAGCCAUAUGCUUAAUAUGUUGCAUGUAUGCAUGGUUAUUAAAGAAUGGGAUGUUCUAAAAAAGUUGCUGAAGUAAGUUCCUAACAGAUAAAAGAUUGCUGUCAGUUAAUAUCAGAAAAGUCUCAGGUUGAACAUGUUUCCUCUAUAUAAGGAAUGCAGAUUUUUUUCAACAGGGGUAGGUAGCUUCGUGUCCUCCUAGUAGCUUGGAUUACACCUCCUGCAAUCUCUUGACCCAUGCCACUUGGUAUUGAACUCCCCAAAAGCUGUACAUCUGUACUGGGGGCGGGGGAAGCAGUUAUUACUAGUUGACCACCUAUGGUUUUAUUUGACCCCUUUCAUGACCUCUGCUGGUUGGGGACGAGGAGAGCUAUUGCUCAACACAUUCCCAGGGCAGUAGCUGGAAAGGCUGGUAUCUUGAUAAAUCAUAUUUUCAGCGCCAGAUAUUGGUUUCUUGGAGAGGUUUUUCCGUGGACUAGAGGGGGCGUGGUUUCAUGUGCUGUCUACAUUUCAUGAUGGGGCUUCGCCUGUUUACGCAGCCUGGUUUCUGGCCUGCUGUGGACUGGUGCUGGCCCAUAGACUGUGGGUUGGGGACUCCUGGGUUAGAUAGCACUGCUGCAGCAACAUAAAAGACCUUUGGUCUUUUUUUCAGGUGUAUCUUUGUAUUUCAAACAGAGAAACAUGAGAAAAAAUAUCAUGCUGCAAGUAGCACAAGCUGGAAUCUAAUGACUAAAUGAAGGAUGGGGAAAUAACACAAAAGCCAGUGUUUACACUCUAUACCAGUGUUUCUCAAAUGGGAAUACUGGGAGCUGAAGUUGCCCAGGUUGAAAAACGUUGCUCUAUGCCUGUGAUGGCGAACCUAUGGCACGCAUACUGAAAGUGGCACACAAAGCCACCUCUGCCGGCAUGCGAGCUG
Notechis scutatus (mainland tiger snake) is the source of this 2860-nucleotide messenger RNA. NCBI's taxonomy places the organism in Eukaryota, Metazoa, Chordata, Lepidosauria, Squamata, Elapidae. The record is from RefSeq and is a predicted model, not a curated record.